Molecule: messenger RNA, 549 nt
Organism: Lichtheimia ornata
Lineage: Eukaryota; Fungi; Mucoromycota; Mucoromycetes; Mucorales; Lichtheimiaceae
Exons: 5
Coding region: 1-549 (182 amino acids)
Biological process (GO): formation of translation preinitiation complex
Molecular function (GO): RNA binding
Source: RefSeq, a predicted model, not a curated record
AUGUUUAAAAAAUUCAGCUUUUCCGAGAACAUUGCUGGACAAUCCCAGCUCAAAUCCUCUGUUCAACGCGCUGUACGCACCAAACUCCAAGAUCAGUUUCCAACACUUGAGCCCAUUAUGGACGAGUUGAUCCCCAAAAAGACACCCAUCAUUCAGAUCAAGGGCCACGAGCACCUUACCUUUUUGUCAGUCAACGGAGUGAUCUUGUUUUUCCAGCACUUUGAUGGCCCUUACUUUCCUACUUUGAAGCUUUUGCACAAGUAUCCUGAUCUUCUUCCCAAGUUGCAAGUGGAUCGUGGUGCCAUCAAAUUUGUCUUGUCAGGUGCUAACAUCAUGUGUCCUGGUUUAACUUCCAAGGGUGCUCGCAUGGAUGUGGACUUGCCAGAAGAAUCCAUGGUGGCUAUUAUGGCCGAGGGAAAGGAAAACGCAUUGGCUAUUGGUUGGCUCAAGAUGAGCACAGAGGACAUUCGCAAGAAGAACAAAGGUAUCGGAUGCGAUAAUAUCCAUCAUCUUAACGAUACCCUGUGGAAGGAAAUUGUACGUGCGUAA